GUAGCAAGCUCAAGGGAAAAAAAAAAAUCAAAAUUUCUCACCUACCACGCAUCACGAUGCUCACUCCUUCUGGCACCUCUCCAAGUCCCACACCUUCCCUCACUUCCGCCCCUUCGCCCCCUACCAACCUGCUCGAGCACAACAGUGCAACAUCCGCUAUGGGAGUCAAUCCCGGGUUCUACGAUUCUCAGUCAGGCACGGAUAGCACUGAUGGGGGAGUAUCGGGUCCGGAAAUGCUUCAAAAAAGGUAAAUAUUCAAAACUAUCAUCCCUACGUUGAAUAUCUUAACAAACAAACAAAACAACACGACAGAGACUCCGCUCGAAUUGGUCCAUUCGUCGUCUCCGGCUUUGAUCUUAGCCAAUACCUCCAAUAUACCCCGACGGCAGAAUUAUCGCCUCUUGAGCGCUUUAGAAGAGAGCCUGCAGAAGAAAACAGAAUACCAGGACUAGUCCAGUUCUGCAUCCCCCCCAUAGCCGCAUUUGAGUCUUGUGAGCUCCGAGGAACAACCGGGGAGGGUUCGCGGGGAAGGGAAGUUCGGAAUGACCGCUAUUUGCGCCGCGUACGCAGGCGGCGGGCUAGGCGGAGAAGAGCACUCGAGCUACGAGCGCCCCCUCCUCCGCACCCGAAUCAUUAUCAGCUGGGGAUAGGCUUGCGAGAGACCUAGGCAAGGAGAUAGUGGUGUCAAGUGUGGCCAACAGUGACUUGUUUGGUAUGUCAUGAUCUUGGAGCUAGAGCGUGGCGUCUGCUAACAGGUGCAGUCAGAUGUACGAGCAAAAUGUGAGACGGCCAAGGAAAAACAAUUUUAUGGAUUUAACUCAUUUUCUUAUCCAAACUUUACUUUUCUUCCAACUCACCUUUGUUUUUGUUUUUUUUUGCGCUGCCUUUUCUUUCCUGCAUGUAUUGAGCGACAUCACCGGACUGGCAUAUCUCCUUACCAGAAUUGACGAAUUUUACGCUAUCCACGAAUCCUAUGAAGCCACAAUCACCGGUCACCGGUGAUACAGUACAGGUGCUAGCAAAAGUGCAUGCAAUUGUGAUUGAUCAUGGGUUAUCACUCGCUAGGCUCAGUGAUGGAAUUGCCGGGUUGCUGCGCUGUGACUAUAUUUGUGGGCAGCGCUGGUGUCCCAAGAAUA
Tuber aestivum (summer truffle) is the source of this 1136-nucleotide messenger RNA. Lineage: Eukaryota; Fungi; Ascomycota; Pezizomycetes; Pezizales; Tuberaceae. The record is from the annotation of a GenBank genome assembly.